Dipodomys ordii (Ord's kangaroo rat) is the source of this 1637-nucleotide messenger RNA. Its product is annotated as zinc finger protein OZF-like. The coding region runs from base 1 to 1599 and encodes 532 amino acids. The record is from RefSeq and is a predicted model, not a curated record. Gene Ontology annotation, biological process: regulation of transcription by RNA polymerase II. NCBI's taxonomy places the organism in Eukaryota, Metazoa, Chordata, Mammalia, Rodentia, Heteromyidae. Gene Ontology annotation, molecular function: DNA-binding transcription factor activity, RNA polymerase II-specific; RNA polymerase II cis-regulatory region sequence-specific DNA binding. The transcript is spliced from 3 exons.
AUGGCGGCUACAGCCACCUCUGCUGCAGCCGCAACUGCGGCUGAGGUUGCUGGACACUGUGUUCCUAAACCUAAAUUGAUUGCCAAGCUGGAGCAAGGUGCAGAACCAUGGAUAAGAGAAGCCUCAGACAAGAAUCUCACAGAUGUCCAAGAAAUGGAGUACAGGACUAAGACGUGUCAGAAGAGUCCCUAUGAUUGUCUGUCUGAAGUAGGAGUCAUGAAUAGUAACACAGGGGAGGAAAAUGUGAAAUUAAUAACAACUCUUAAUUUGAGGUCAAAACCUAAGUCAGAGAUGAUUAGGAAUAAUGGGAACUCCUUAGGGAUAAGGACAGAGGAGUUCAGGCAGUGUCAGAACAUGCUUCUCUAUGGUGAACCUGCUGAGAUGUGUGCUGCUUAUAGUCCCGGAGUAUCUCCUGUAGUUAAAGAAUCAAACCAACGUGGACAUUCUUUCACCCGGAAAGCACACCUUACUGUCCAUCAGACAACACACACAGGAGAGAAACCUCAUGAAUGUAACCUGUGUGGAAAGUCUUUUGCCCGGAAGGAACACCUUUCUGUCCAUCAGAAAACGCACACAAGAGAGAAACCUUAUGAAUGUAACGUGUGUGGAAAGUCUUUCAUCCGGAAGGCAAACCUUACUUUUCAUCAGACAACUCACACAGGAAAGAAACUUUAUGAAUGUAACAUGUGUGGAAAAUCUUUUCACUUGAAGGCAUACGUUAUUGUUCACGAGAGGACACACACAGGGGAGAAACCUUAUGAAUGUAAUGUGUGUGGAAAGUGUUUCACCCAGAAGUCACAACUUACUGUCCAUCAGACAACACACAGAGGAGAGAAACCUUAUGAAUGUAAUGUGUGUAGAAAGUCUUUCACCCGGAAGGCACACCUUACUGUCCAUCAGACAACACAUACAGGAGAGAGACCUUAUGAAUGUAAUGUGUGUGGAAAGUCUUUCACCCAGAAAAUAUGCCUUACUGUCCAUGAGAGAAUACACACAGGAGAGAAACCUUAUGAAUGUAAUGUAUGUAGAAAGUCUUUCACCAUGAAGGCACACCUUACUGCCCAUCAGGCAACUCAUACAGGAGAGCGACCUUAUGAAUGUAGUAGGUGUGGAAAGUCUUUCACCCAGAAAAUAAGCCUUAGUGUCCAUGAGAGAAUACACACGGGAGACAAACCUUAUGGAUGUAGCUGGUGUGGAAAGUCUUUCAUCCGGAAGGCAGACCUUAAAUCACAUCAGAGAAGACACACAGGAGAGAAACCUUAUGAAUGUAUGGAGUGUGGAAAGUCUUUCAGGUGGAAAGCAGGACUUAACAUCCAUCAGAGAAUGCACACAGGAGACAAACGUUAUGAAUGUAGUAGUUGUGGAAAGUCUUUCAUCCAGAAGACACACCUGAAAACACAUCAGAGAAAACACACAGGAGAGAAACCUUAUGAAUGUAUGAAGUGUGGAAAGUCUUUCAUAUGGAAGGCACGCCUUAAUAUCCAUCAGAGAACACACACAGGGGUGAAACCUUUGGGAUGUAACCUGUGUGGAAAGUCCUUUGCCCAGAAGGCACACCUUAACAUCCAUCAGAGAACACACAGGAGAGAAACCUUAUGAAUGUAUCAGCUGUGGAAAGUCUUUCACCAGGAAGGAAU